AUGGUUCACUCUAACCAUAAAUUUGAUGAAGAUAAUAUACAUUCUGAUGCAUCAAUUUCUUCUUUAAUGUCUACGGGGAAAAUAAAUUUAUCAAGAAAAAAAUCUUCAAAAAAAGCCCAGUCUCAUGAAAAACUAAAUUUUGCAACUGAAAAAAGACUGGUUGAUGGUAAUGCUACAUAUGCACCAAAUAAGAAGCAUUGCCCAACAUGUAGUUGUCGCUCAGAUAAUUCUGUAACAGUUACUAAAUCCGAUUUAGAAUCACUCAAAAGAAGUAUCGAAUAUCGAAUCAAGGAAGAAGCAAAAAUAACUCGAGCAUUAAUUGAAGUUCCAAAUAAAACUACAGAUAUUGAAAAAAUACUUAAUGACAAUAUAAUUAUGGAUUUGCCCAAAAUGACCUUGGAAAGUUUUAAAGAUUUUGAGAGACAGUUAGAGUCUGACAUUGAACUUGUAAAAAAAUUGAAAUGUUUUAUCGUUCUCAAUAUGAAAACCUCUUCAAAAGUAAGUGAUAACUUAACAGCAGUUAUUCCUAAAAUAAUCUGUAAAGAGGUUCAACUAAUGUACAGUGCGUUUGGAAGGGAAACUAAUGGCCAAAAAAAACUUAAUUUUUCUUCUACCAUCACUUAUAAAUACUUACUAGAAGCACUUACAACUAAACAUGAAAAUGUAAAGGGAAAAGAGAUUUCGAGCAUUUUAAGCCGUUGGUUUUCGGGGGCCAAGGACCGCGAAGGAGGGAAGAAACUUAGAAUGAAGAAUGACUGA
This is a messenger RNA of Macrosiphum euphorbiae (potato aphid), 759 nucleotides long. The record is from the annotation of a GenBank genome assembly. Lineage: Eukaryota; Metazoa; Arthropoda; Insecta; Hemiptera; Aphididae.